Messenger RNA from Leptomonas pyrrhocoris, 2737 nucleotides. Its product is annotated as putative DNA replication licensing factor MCM5. NCBI's taxonomy places the organism in Eukaryota, Euglenozoa, Kinetoplastea, Trypanosomatida, Trypanosomatidae. Gene Ontology annotation, biological process: DNA replication; double-strand break repair via break-induced replication; DNA replication initiation. Gene Ontology annotation, molecular function: single-stranded DNA helicase activity; single-stranded DNA binding; ATP binding. The coding region runs from base 311 to 2737 and encodes 808 amino acids. Gene Ontology annotation, cellular component: MCM complex; nucleus. The transcript has a single exon. The record is from RefSeq and is a predicted model, not a curated record.
AGCACACGCAGCCGUGGCAUACACCCUUCAGCUGCGCCAGUCAUAGAACUUCACAGCACAUACACGCAUAUAUACACACACGCUGCAACGGCGGUAGAUCGAGAAUAACAGCUGUCCUUUUUUCCCCUGUUUUUGUUUGUUUGUCGGCACACGUCACGCCGUUGGCGGCCUUCUGCUCCCUCACGCAGAACUACGUCGUUCUCUCUUUGGCUUCUUUGGGCACAGCACAACGUCGUUGCGCUUCCUUAUUAUUAUAUUAUACUAUUAUUAUAGAAGUCACGAAACAACGUAAUACCCCCUAGAAGCGAAGAUGCAGUCGGAUCUUGGUGUGGUGCAGGUCACCAACUUCCACGGCAGCGGCACCAUCACCGCCGAUGGCUACGGGGGCGGCGGCAGCGUUGAUGGCGACAGCGAAGUCGGAACUGAUAUUCGGCUCCUCGCGAAGGAGUUCAUCACGCAGUUCCGCAUUCAUCACGCCUUCCUGUAUAUGGACAUGUUGCGCAAGAACCUCUCGGCGGGCCUGCAUUACGUGGAGCUGCAGCUGUCACACCUGCAGCAAUUCAGCGGCGUCCUCUUCGGCGCCGUGCAGCACAACCCGACUCGCGCUCUGCCCUUGAUGGAGCACGCCGUCUGGGAACUCGCGCAGGAGCGAAAGUUGUUUCCGUCCUACUCGCGCGAAACCACCAUUCAAGUGCAGCUCUUCUGGGCGGUGCCGCCGAUGGCGCUGCGCAGCUUGGCGCAGGCCACCGUCGCCCAGCUUGUCUGUGUGAGCGGGAUUGUCGUAAAGUCCAGCUCGACCCACGCCCGGUGUGUGCGGGCUGCCAUUCAGUGCACGAGCUGCCGUAGCAAGGCGUACAUCAGUGGUGGCCGUUCCAUCGACCUGCCGCCGCAGUGCAUGGAAAACGGCGGACGAGGCGGCGGCGGCGGUGGUGGCGCCGCAACUGGUAGUGGUGGAAUGAGCAGUGGUGCAUCCACGGGUAAAUGCCGGCCAAAUCCCUACGUGCUGCUGCCCAUGGAGUGCGAGUACGAGGAUCAGCAAAUUAUUAAGCUGCAGGAGUUGCCGGAGGACGUGCCGACCGGUGAGCUGCCGCGGCACUUAACGGUGGUGGUCGACCGCUACCUCGUCGACCGUGUCAGCCCGGGUUCGCGCGUGCAGCUCGUCGGCGUCGUGUCCGUGCAGGAGAAGCGGGGUGGGUUCGACAACACGCGUGGCGGCGGCAAAGGCCGUGCAGCUGCCGGACUGCGUGCGCAGUACCUCCGCUGUGUCGGCUUGAUGUUCCACAGCACGCAGGACGCCAGCUGUGCCGUGGUGAGCGUGAACCAAAACUUCUCCUCGCGGGUGCGCUCCCGCUCGACCAUGACCUGGCAGCCAGAAGAAGAGGCGUCCUUCAAGGCGUUUGCGAAGAAGGGCAACGUGUUUGCGAAGCUGUCCGCCAGCAUCGACCCCGCCAUUUUCGGCUUAGAAGACCAAAAGAAAUCCAUUGUGUGCCUGCUCUUUGGUGGCACUCGCAAGCGAAACGGCAGCAACUUUCUGCGCGGCGACAUGAACGUUCUGUUCAUCGGCGACCCGUCGACGGCGAAGUCACAGCUGCUGAAGUUCGUGGAGAAGGUGGCCCCAAUUGGGAUUUACACCUCUGGCAAAGGCAGCAGUGCCGCCGGUCUCACCGCGUCCGUCAUCUCGAACGGCAACGGGGACUUUGUGCUGGAGGCGGGCUCGAUGGUGCUGGCGGACGGCGGCGUCGUCUGCAUUGACGAGUUCGAUAAGAUGCGCGAUCAGGACCAGGUCGCCAUCCACGAGGCGAUGGAGCAGCAGACCAUCUCCAUCGCCAAGGCGAACUUAACGACGAUGCUGAACAGUCGCACCUCGGUGCUCGCGGCCGCCAACCCCACGUUGGGCAGCUACGACCCGCUGCGCUCGAACGAGGACCAGAUGGACUUCCAGAGCUCGAUCUUGUCUCGCUUCGACCUUAUCUUUAAAGUGAUCGACCCUCGCAACCCGGAGCUGGAUCAGCGACUGGCGCACCACGUCAUUGGGCUGCACAAGAGCGCCAACGGUAACAGGAAAGGCGGUGCUGCUGGUCGGGGUGCGACCGCCGCCUCUCCCGCCGCGUCGUGGACGGCGCACGGCAGCGUGGACCUCGUGGAGCGUGGCUUCUUCACGAAGUACAUCUCUUACGCGCGUGCCACCUGCCGCCCCAUCAUCUCCGAGGAGGCGAUGAAGGUGCUGCUUGACUUCUACGUGCAGGUGCGCCGCGAUGCGCAUCAGCGCACGUUGGAGGCCAUUGGAGCGAUGGGCAGCAAUGGCAACAACGGUGGUGGUGGUGGUGGUGGGUCGAGUAGUGGUAAAACACCGAUUAUUCAAAUCACCGCCCGCCAGCUCGAGAGCUUGGUUCGCAUCACCGAGUCGCUCGCCCGCAUGCGACUCGAUGUCCUGGCUAGCCGCAGUGACGCCGAGGAGGCGAUCAAGCUCUUCAAGAUCGCCACCGUCGACGCCAUCAAAAGCGGGGUGGCGGACCAGACGCUAACGGAGGCGCAGAGUGAGUUGGUGCUGCGAGUGGAGGAAGCCAUGCGUCGACGCGUCGCGAUUGGCGCGACGGUGGAGCAUCACCGUCUUUUAUCAGAGCUGGCCCGCAUGGGUUUUGACGCGAAGCUGGUGGAGCGUGCGUUGUACGCGAUGGUGAAGCGCGAGGAGCUGGAGUGGCGGAAGCAGCGCACUCUCCUGCACCGCGUGCGAUGA